Messenger RNA from Racocetra persica, 636 nucleotides. NCBI's taxonomy places the organism in Eukaryota, Fungi, Glomeromycota, Glomeromycetes, Diversisporales, Gigasporaceae. The record is from the annotation of a GenBank genome assembly.
AUGGAUGAAAACAACGAAAACGCAAACAUAAUCAUAGAGAUAGAUUUAGAAAAUCCUUCUCCAGUUUUACAACCGACUCCAAUAAAUGAUCUUAUAGAUUUUGGAGAUCUUAUAGACGAACCUUUACAAAAUUCCACUACAGAUUCUUGGCAACUCUCAACUGAUAAAACACAUGAAACGCGUGAAGGUCAAUCCAUCACAUGCGAUUCCUGCGCAUCCUAUACUAAAAAAAUAAAUAUGUACAAACAACAACUUGAUUCUAUGGAACAAGAAGCAAUUAAUCGUCGAGAGAAAUUGGCCAAUAGUUACGAUGAGUUAAAAAAAGGUUUAACCCUUAAAAAAGAAUUAAUCGAAAAGUAUUCAGUGAACGAUGAAUCUUCUAAAGCCCCGACCUCUGGAUAUUUUUCAAAACCUGCAAACAACAUUUAUUCGUACGGAUAUUCUGAUGCCGGUCCUAGUGAUCUUUCGAAAAAUAAAAAUCAGUUUGAAUGGUAUAUUUCAUCUGAUCAAAGACAAGCGGAUAUCCAAGGUGAAUAUAGGACAGAUUAUCAUAAAGAUGUUGGAAAGAAUAAACACCCAGCAGAAAACAAUUUGUUUUAUUGGGAUUUUGAGAAUUUUGAUGAUGAACAUAAUUAA